AUGGCUGCCCAGAACGGUUCCUCCACCGACUUCACCGUCAAGGCCGGUCUGGCCCAGAUGCUCAAGGGCGGUGUUAUCAUGGACGUCGUCAAUGCCGAACAGGCCCGCAUUGCCGAAGAGGCCGGUGCCGCCGCUGUCAUGGCUCUCGAGCGGGUCCCCGCCGAUAUCAGGGCCCAGGGUGGCGUCGCCCGCAUGUCCGACCCCAGCAUGAUCAAGGAGAUCAUGAACGCCGUCACCAUCCCCGUCAUGGCCAAGGCGCGUAUCGGUCACUUUGUCGAGUGCCAGAUCCUCGAAGCCAUUGGCAUCGACUACAUCGACGAGUCCGAAGUCCUCACCCCCGCCGAUGACCUCUACCACGUCACCAAGCACAACUUCAAGGCCCCCUUCGUCUGCGGCUGCCGCAACCUGGGCGAGGCCCUGCGCCGCAUCUCUGAGGGCGCUGCCAUGAUCCGCACCAAGGGUGAGGCCGGCACCGGCGACGUCGUCGAGGCCGUCAAGCACAUGCGCACCGUCAACGCCGAGAUUGCCCGUGCCCGCGCCAUCCUGCAGUCCGCCGCCGACCCGGAGCCCGAGCUCCGCGCCUUCGCCCGCGAGCUCGGCUGCUCCUACGAGCUCCUUCGCGAGACCGCCGAGAAGGGCCGGCUCCCCGUCGUCAACUUCGCCGCCGGUGGUGUCGCCACCCCGGCCGACGCCGCCCUCAUGAUGCAGCUGGGCUGUGACGGCGUCUUCGUCGGCUCCGGCAUCUUCAAGUCCGGCGACGCCAAGAAGCGCGCCAAGGCUAUCGUCCAGGCCGUCACGCACUUCAAGGACCCCAAGGUCCUGGCCGAGGUCAGCGAGGGGCUCGGCGAGGCCAUGGUCGGCAUCAACGUCUCCCAAAUGCACGAGACCGACAAGCUGGCCAAGCGGGGGUGGUAG
Aspergillus terreus NIH2624 is the source of this 915-nucleotide messenger RNA. Its product is annotated as pyridoxal 5'-phosphate synthase subunit PdxS. Gene Ontology annotation, biological process: pyridoxal 5'-phosphate biosynthetic process; amino acid metabolic process; pyridoxine biosynthetic process. The transcript has 3 exons. The record is from RefSeq and is a predicted model, not a curated record. The coding region runs from base 1 to 915 and encodes 304 amino acids. NCBI's taxonomy places the organism in Eukaryota, Fungi, Ascomycota, Eurotiomycetes, Eurotiales, Aspergillaceae. Gene Ontology annotation, molecular function: amine-lyase activity.